Pyricularia grisea is the source of this 1062-nucleotide messenger RNA. RefSeq lists its product as uncharacterized. Lineage: Eukaryota; Fungi; Ascomycota; Sordariomycetes; Magnaporthales; Pyriculariaceae. The record is from RefSeq and is a predicted model, not a curated record. Gene Ontology annotation, molecular function: oxidoreductase activity, acting on NAD(P)H. Bases 1 to 1062 code for a protein of 353 amino acids. The transcript is spliced from 3 exons.
AUGUCCAGCCCGUUUACACCACCCGCCACUCAACCAGGCUUGGUGGUCGAUGACCACGACAACGUUGUUGUUCUCCAGGAUUGCCCCUUUCCCUCCCUGCCAGCCGACCAAGUCCUCGUGCGCGUGCAUUCGGUGGGCGUCAACCCCAGCGAUACCAAGAUGCGCGGGCCGUUUGCUCUCCCUCACGCCAUCCUGGGCGCGGAUUUUGCCGGCGAGGUGGUUGCUGUGGGCACAGACGUAACAGACGUGGUCGUGGGCGAUCGCGUCUGUGGGGCGCAGAACGAACUUUUCAAACACAGUCCCGAGAGAGGUGCUUUUGCAGGUUAUAAUGUGACUCGCGGCCGAAUAUGGAUGAAGAUUCCUGACUCCUGUAGCUACGAGGCCGCCGCGAGCCUGCCCGUGGGCAUAUGCACUGCCGGCCUGGCGCUGAAACUGUUGGGCCUACCGCUGCCAGAUCAACCAGUGGACAAGCCGGCGCACAUCCUGGUUUACGGUGGCAGUACGGCCACAGCCACGAUUGCUAUACAGCUGCUCAACCUGUCUGGGAUGACCCCUAUUGCCGUAUGCUCACCCAAGAACUUUGCCUUGGCAAAGAGCAAUGGUGCCAAGGAGGUCUUUGAUCGGAAUGACAAAGAGUGUGCGCAGAAAAUUAAAAACUACACAAAUAACAACCUCAAAUAUGCUCUGGACUGUAUCACGAGCGUUGAGUCCACCCUCCUCUGUUUUGCAGCCAUUGGUCGCGCUGGUGGCAAAUAUGUCUCUCUGGACCCAUGGCAGGAGCAUGCGGCCACCCGCAAGGUUGUCAAAUGCGACUUUACCGUCGGGCCGCGCGUAUUUGGCGAGGGCUGCACGUGGCCAGCGCCAUAUGGCAGUGAGCCGGACGAUGAGUUGAGAGAGUUUGGAGUUAAGCUGUGGAACGUGGCCAGGGACCUGGUCGCUCAGGGAAAGCUUAAAAACCACCCUUUGAGGGUGCUCGACGGCGGAUUCGAGGCUAUCAUGGCGGGAAUGGAUCUGAUCAAGGAUAAGAGGCUAUCCGGAGAAAAGAUUGUGGUCAGAAUGUAG